AAAACAUCAUGAUUAUGGACUGUAAAUUGCUAUUACUAAUCCAGCUUAGUGUGUUAUGUCUAUUGUUUCAUGAAACCAAUCCUGCUACUAUAGAUCAUGCUUCUACAACUAGAGAGGUGACGACCACGACUCCUCGUCCAACACGGGAACACCCAGAAUGGACCAACUCUUUCUACUACUAUGAUCACUACUCCCACUACCUUUGCCAUUUUCACGCCUCCAGACUUAUACAAUACUGCCACUGCUACCAUGUUCCUUACGAGCAUCGGAGUGAUUUCCAUUCUCCGCUUAAGAUGUUUGAAAUGGAGAAACAUAUGGCGGAAUUGUACAUAGCUGGGAACCAUGUAUUGAUGAAUGAUUUUCAAAUAUACAGUAAAGUUAACUACGACAUGUGCCACGGCCAUGGGAGAAGACCCAAUGUUACCAUAUAUCUAUUGUACGACAAUAAGUGAACACAUAUACAUAAUAUAUCG
This is a messenger RNA of Saccostrea cuccullata (small rock oyster), 473 nucleotides long. RefSeq lists its product as uncharacterized. The record is from RefSeq and is a predicted model, not a curated record. NCBI's taxonomy places the organism in Eukaryota, Metazoa, Mollusca, Bivalvia, Ostreida, Ostreidae. The coding region runs from base 9 to 452 and encodes 147 amino acids. The transcript is spliced from 4 exons.